AUGAAAAAAAUUAUAUUCGCCUUAGGUUUUAUAUUGGCAAUCAAUAUAAUAUUUUGUCAAAUUUUGAAUGCUUUUCCAUCUUUCUCAAUAACACUGGUAGAUUGGAAAAUCAUAGGAAGUACAAUUAAUGAUUAAUAUGCUAAUUAUUUUUCAGCAUUGGCAUUCAGUGUGUGGUUGCUUUUAAAUUAUUAUUUAGAAGGCUUUCGUUUCAAUUCAAUUUUAAUAAUUUUUGCCUUGUUUUUUUUCUAUUUAGAUAAAGCGCUUUAAUUAUCAAGUAUAUUAUCCAAUAUCUCAGCUAUUUUUGCAAUUUUAUAUUUAUGGUCCUUGAUCAAAUGGAAGUAUUACUCAUUGCCACCUCCAAAAGGCAAUUUUAGAACUUGUUAUAAGGAAAUACAUAUGAAAGAUAAAUAUUAGACAAGUGUUUCAGUUUAUUAUCCUUGUCAUGAUUAAAAGUAGAAAGAUGUUGACAUUAAAUGGCUACCAAAUUUAAAAUAUUUCAAAUAAAUAUAUGAAAGAAUUUAAUUACAGUUGAAAUGGGUUCCUCAUUAAUUGAUAUUUGAUUUUGGACUAAACUUCUUAAAUUAUAUCACAUUUAAGGCUAGUGUAGAGUAACCUUUACUCGAUUCCAAACUUGAUGUCAUUAUUUUUAGUCAUGGGUUUACUUAACAUAGAAAUGCUUAUACUUUUUUGUGCUAAGAAUUAGCAAGCGAAGGCUACAUUGUAUUUUCACCCCAACAUACAGAAAUGGUUUAUCCUUGGGAUUAAAAAUAAACUAAGAUCUUGCAUUCUGGAAAUAAGGCUGAAGUGAUGGAGAAAUAUUAAAGUUUAAGAGCAACUCAUUUAGAUUGGAGAUGUGAUUAGGUAAAGUUUUUAAUUUAGUAAUUGUAAAAUGGAUAAUUAUAAGAUACUUUCAAGAAUUUAAAGCCUUUAAGUAUUAGUUUGAUCGGGCAUUCUUUUGGAGGAGCUACUGUUCUCAAAAUUGCUUAAGAAAUUAAAUUAGAUAAUGUGAUUUCAUAUGAUCCAUGGUUAUUUCCAUUCAAUUAAGAAGAAUUUAAAAAAUAACUUAAAGGAAGAAUAUUAAUCUUGAGCAAAGAUAUAAAUAGAAUUAAAUAAGAAGUGUUUUAACCAAAGCUACUAGAGGAUUUUCUAGAAAAUAGAAAAGAUGUUCAACACCAUCGUAUAAAAGGAUUAGAUCAUGCCUAUCCAAAUGAUUUAACUUAUUUGAUGGCUACUGAAUUGACUAUAUUUGGAGAAAUUAGAAGCAUUAAAAAUAUUUAGUAAGUUAACGAACUUUUGAUUACAUUAACGAAAAAAUAUUUGAAGAAUUAUCAAUUCAUUUAAAAAGAAACCAAUCAAUUUUAUUGA
Messenger RNA from Paramecium tetraurelia, 1365 nucleotides. RefSeq lists its product as uncharacterized. The transcript has 4 exons. Gene Ontology annotation, molecular function: 1-alkyl-2-acetylglycerophosphocholine esterase activity. The record is from RefSeq and is a predicted model, not a curated record. Lineage: Eukaryota; Ciliophora; Oligohymenophorea; Peniculida; Parameciidae.